AUGCAGACCGUAAGCAGCGAGGCCUCGGACGAGUACGGCUAUGGCCGCUACCCGGCGCCGGUGCCUCCCCCGGCCCACAGCUACUUUGGCGCACGCGGCCACGCGCCAGCAUAUCCCCAGAGUGUCGUUGGCGCAUACCCGCCGGGUCCGUACCACCCUGGCGGACAAGUCGUCCCAUAUAACAAUUAUAACAAUCCCUUCAGUCCCAUGAAUCACUCGAGCGGCGCAAGCUACUUUGGACAAGACCCCCGGGGCUCCUACGAUGUGAUGCCCUAUCAGGGCGGCUAUUACGGAGGUGCUGGGCCUGGUUAUGGCGGUCUGCCACCACACAUGCAGCAGUUCAUGUACAACUCCCCCCCUCCCCCUCCGCCCACGGAACCCCCAGUCCCCGCGGCACCCACGACCCCUGCACCGCCAGCAAAGAAGACGCCCGAUCCGGAGCUUGAGGCGAUGAAGGCCCAAUUGGAGCUCUUCAAGGCCGAGCGAGCCAAGAAGGAAGAGGCCGAAAAGCAGGCCAUGAUCGAGGAGAAGAUCCGAAAGGAUGCCGAAGACGCCUUCGAGAGGAGAAUGGAUGCCAUGCGCAGAGCGCAAGAAGAGGCCAAGAAGGAGAUUGAGAAGGCCAAGAUCGAGGCAGAGAAGGCCGCAAGAGAGAGGAUAGAGGCCGAGAAGAAGGCCGAGGAGGAGCGAGCGAAACUACAUGCAGAGGCCAUGGCACGGGCAGAACGUGACGCUCGGGAUAAGCUCGAGGCUGAACGGAGAGCGGACGAAGAGCGAAAGAAGAGAGAGGCGGAAGCAGCCGCGCUAGCGGAGGCAGCGGCCAAGGCCAGGAUCGAAGCUCAGAUCAAGGCGGAGGAAGACGCAAAGAAAGCUGCCGAGAAGAAGGCCGCUGAGGAUGCGGAGUGGAGGAAGAAGCUUGAGGAAGAAGCCAAGCUCAAGGCCGAGCUCGAGGCAAGACAAAAGAUCGAGGCCGAGCGGAAAGCCGCCGAGGAUGCUGCCGCCGCCGAAGAGGAGAGGAAGAAGGCCGAGGAGGCUCUAAGAAACAAGAUCAUGGAGGAGGCCAAGGCCAAGGCCGAAGAAGCUGCGAAGGGCGCGGAGAAGGCACCCAUCAAGUUCAAGGAUGCGGUAGGAAGGAAAUUCAGUUUUCCUUUUCACUUGUGUCAAACCUGGACGGGGAUGGAAGAGCUCAUCAAGCAAGCUUUCUUGCACGUCGAAGUCAUCGGUCCUCAUGUACAGGAGGGCCACUACGACCUGAUUGGCCCCAAUGGCGAGAUCAUUCUGCCCUCAGUCUGGGACAAGGUUGUCCAACCCGACUGGGCGAUCACGAUGCACAUGUGGCCGAUGGACAAGAAUCCCUUGCGACAUCACCCUAACAUGCAUCAGGGCCAGCCGAUGGACCCGCGCAUAAUGGAGCAUCUUCGGCGUCAGGGACACGAUCCUCGGAUGCAAGGCCGUGGCAUGCACGGGCAAAUGCCCGCUGGUAUGCGGCCAAUGGGUCGGCCUGCCCCUGGUGGCGGCGGUGGCCAGCAGCCGCCAAUGCCUCCAGGCUGGCUGGGACGGGGAAUGCCCCAGCAUGCUCGGCCCAUGCCUCAAGGCGUGAACGUUGUCGAUGCCAGACCUCCGAAGGAAGGCAAGAAAUCCGACAAGAAGGGAAGAGAUACCUCUUUUAUGAGCUUCCUUUCGGGGAAACCUGCCAAAUCAAGCAGCAAGAAGUGA
Messenger RNA from Phaeoacremonium minimum UCRPA7, 1713 nucleotides. Its product is annotated as putative kinetoplast-associated protein kap-like protein. Bases 1 to 1713 code for a protein of 570 amino acids. The transcript has 2 exons. Lineage: Eukaryota; Fungi; Ascomycota; Sordariomycetes; Togniniales; Togniniaceae. The record is from RefSeq and is a predicted model, not a curated record.